Magallana angulata is the source of this 1545-nucleotide messenger RNA. RefSeq lists its product as uncharacterized. The transcript has 2 exons. The record is from RefSeq and is a predicted model, not a curated record. The coding region runs from base 139 to 1344 and encodes 401 amino acids. NCBI's taxonomy places the organism in Eukaryota, Metazoa, Mollusca, Bivalvia, Ostreida, Ostreidae. Gene Ontology annotation, molecular function: protein binding; zinc ion binding.
AGUAAAUCUGCAAGAAGGACAAUGUGACACUAGCCCAACCGUGAAAAAUAAAACAGGCACGGAGUUCCACGAGCAGUCGACAUUUGUCUUCAUCAGGAAGAGUCUUAUAUAACUUAUCUCUUCAUCAAAGGUUUUGCAAUGGCUCACGCAAGAUCGCUGGUUAUGGCUCAGGAGCCUGUCCGGUGUGAACUGUGUACCAUGUCCACAGGAGUGGCGAAGGUUUAUUGUAACACUUGCAACGUAAAGCUCUGUAAAUCCUGCAUGCCAAGUCACGUGUCGCAGGGUCAUAGGUCACAUGAUAUGAUUGAGUACGCGUAUCACGGUUCGAACAUGAUGUGCAAUAUUCAUUCAGGAAAAAAUUGCGAUAUGAGGUGUCAACAAUGCCAGAUCCCUGUUUGUAAAAGAUGCAUUAUAUCUGGACUCCACAAAAAUCACGAUUUCACGGAUAUUUCUGAUGAAUCGGGUGGUUUGGACUCUGUUGCAAUCAGCGAUUGUGAUAUUCCGCAAUCGUUCAAUUUUCUUCGCGAUCCAGUAGUUGUGUUGGAGUUUGAUUCAAACAGUGAAGAUUUAGAUCGCAUUGGUAUUUGUCAUCCAGACAAAAUAUGGGUAUCUUUUAUAUACGAAUGCACCAUAUCAUGUCUAGAUUUUUCCGGUGAGAUCAAAGAUAGUAUAAGUGUUACUUCUGGUGAAUAUCCAGCUGAUCUUUUCGUUACUCAUGAACAAGAACUUUAUUUCUGUGAUUGGAAAGACAGAACGAUCAACAAGCAGAAUCUGAAUUCAACAAACAGGGACAUUGAUGUGGUACUAAAAUUGGAGGAAUGGACGCCGCGCGCUUUUUGUGUUUCAAAAUCUGGUGACUUAUUGGUUUGUAUGACAGUUCACUAUAAUGACCAGUGCAAGAUCAUCCAAUAUAGCGGUAAAUCCAUUGUACAGGAAAUUCAAUUUGACGAAAAUGGAGACGCUAUUUUUCAUCACAAAGGAGGAGACAUCUUUUUAGCAGAAAAUGGAAAUGGUGAUAAAUGUGUUUCUCUACCUGCUCACAGGUCUGUUCAGGUGGUGAGCAAUGUCGGCGACUUCCGGUAUAGUUACCAUGGGGACACGGAUUCUUCGACUUCCAAUAAAUUUUCUCCGCACGGUAUAACUACAGACCGGCUUCAUCAAGUCUUAAUCGCAGAUUCCGAAAAUAAUCGAAUUCACUGUAUUGAUGUAGAUGGUCAUUUUAUGAAUUUUAUCUGCUGCGGACUGGUAGACCCAAGAGCAGUUCAAGUGAACACAAUUAACAACAAUCUGUAUGUUGGCGAAUUCAGAACGGGUAAAAUCAAGAUCAUCAAAUAUAUUCAAUGAAAGAAAAUUUUAUAACUUUACUGCUGUCGUCAAUACUUUUAAGGUUUUGUUGCAAUUUUCUUGUUAUGGAACAGAUAUGUUCAAUUAAAAUCGUGUUACUAUGCAUGACAUGUUUUCUUUGUAAAUACUAGUACCGAAGGCUUUUCCACAAAAUAAGCUAUGACUUGAGAUAAGUAAUUAAUCCCUCCCUACUAGUAUUUC